This is a messenger RNA of Tachysurus fulvidraco (yellow catfish), 2819 nucleotides long. It is a transcript of the gene styk1a, whose product is annotated as serine/threonine/tyrosine kinase 1a. The transcript is spliced from 9 exons. Gene Ontology annotation, molecular function: ATP binding; transmembrane receptor protein tyrosine kinase activity. NCBI's taxonomy places the organism in Eukaryota, Metazoa, Chordata, Actinopteri, Siluriformes, Bagridae. Gene Ontology annotation, biological process: protein phosphorylation; multicellular organism development; positive regulation of kinase activity. The record is from RefSeq and is a predicted model, not a curated record. Gene Ontology annotation, cellular component: signaling receptor complex. The coding region runs from base 714 to 1859 and encodes 381 amino acids.
UUGUCUGACUUAUUGUUGUGUUUUUUUUAAUGUGUUCUCGGAUUUGUUGUUUUGUCUUUGCAUUUGUUGUUUUUUUAUUUAGGACACAAAAUCAUAACUUGACUUUCAUAACAUGUCAAGUUCUUGAAUGAGUUUCAUGGUGGAGGAUUUGGCAGAAUUGCACCCUUACAGCUAGAGGGUCUUAAGUUCAAUGAUGAGCUCAGGUUGUUUUUUUGUGUGGAGUAUUGUUUCACAUGUUCUAUUAGUGUUCGUGUGGAUUUCCUCUGAAAAAUAAAUGCAGUGGAUAAAGUGGGCAUGUUCUCUUUAUAGGACAGCAACAAUUAGCCAAACCAUAGACAUAAUUUGGCAACAAUUGAUUAAACAUUUCCUAGUUUCCUAGGGGUCCUAGCAGCAGGAUCUCGCACUCUCACCUCCGCAGCAUCCAAAGGUCGAUUCCCAGACAGGGAUUCAGCCCAGGCACUCAGGGGUUAACUAUUGGUGCCAGUCUGAAACCUGGAUAAAAUGGGACGGUUAUGUAAAAAAAGGGCACCUCCCAUAAAAAACUGUGCCAAAUCAAAUAUGUGGCUCGAUACUGGAGCUGCUGUUUUGACCCGAACAGGGAGGAGCCGAAAGACUGCAAGAACAGAUUAAACAUAUCAUGUAAAUAAGUAAUACAGGUAUACCAAGUGGAACUCAUAGUGAUUCCAGUGCUGCUGCUUGCAUCAUCCCUCUGUAUGCUGAUAAGUAUAUGUUGUCUGAAGCUGUGCCAUAGCACGGAUAUCACACAAAAUAAUUACCAAAAACAACGCUACAGUAACAGGAGGCGACAUCUACAGGGCAUUGAUGCACCUCCAGAGCUGAACCCCCUGGAUCAUGAAGUUGUACCUAUGACAGUCCAAACCCAGAAGCACAAGCCCAACAGACAGCCUGCAGAUCUGCAGUUGUCCAUUGAGAGGCAGGAUAGUUCUUUCGAGCACAUUACCCCACUGUCCCCGUCUUUCACAUUAAAACCAGACAACACAAUGUCUCUCUACCAGGCCACUAUGGACCGGAAUCCUGUUGUGUUACGAGUGCUCAAUGAAUCAGCUGAUUCCAGGGAGCGUCAGGUCUUCCUGGGCUUUGCCCAUUUCCUCUCAUAUCUGGGGCCCCAUCCAUGUCUGCCCAGACUACUAGGGGUGGUGAGAGACAGGGAACCCCUGCUUAUGAUACUGGAGGGGCUGGAGAACAGAGAUCUUCUAGGAUUCUUAUGGAGAUGUAGAAUGGGCCACGCAGGUCUGAAGGCACCAUGCAUUAUUACAGAAAGAGUGAUUAUCUCAAUGGCAAGACAGAUCGCCUCUGCUCUGGAACAUCUGCACAGUAAGGACUGCAUUCAUGGCAACGUCGGGGCACGAAGUGUCUUGGUUGGUCGAGACCUCUCCGUAAAGCUCUGGGGAAUGGGCCCAGCUUUUCGUAGGAGGAUGAAGUUGGAGGCGAAGGAAAUUGAGAUGAGGAAGUGGCAAGCUCCAGAGGUGUUAGCCCAUCGAGCUGUCAGUCAAAGCAGUGAUGUAUGGUCAUUUGGUAUCCUGCUCUAUGAAAUGGUAACAUUAGGAGAACCUCCCUUCCCUAAAGUAAUGCCUAGUGAACUCCUGCAGUAUUUACAGAGAGGGAAAAGCAUAAAGAGGCCAAGCAACUGUUCCAACUCACUAUACACCAUUAUUAUGGCAUGUUGUAAGUGGAAGCCAGAAGACCGAGCUUCACUGAAGGAGGUGAUUUCAAUGCUCGGGAUGGCCGAGAGCCGCGCCAGUGACACAAUGACACUUCAAGCCCCUGAGCCACUGGACAUUGAGAAGUACAUGCAGGAAGUGGGCUAUGGAGAGACUUACAAUUUUGCUGUCCUUUAACAGGAUCAUUUUGAAAGUAUCUGAUCCUCACAUGAAUGAAAUCUACCUACUGUAAAUUGAAUGAAUUUUACUAGUGCUAUUGGGAUUGUGGGACAUGUUCUACUGGUAGGAGGGAGACAUUGUGUCCAGGGAUCCUGCUGCAUGCAUCCACAGGCAUCACACGUCACAACAGACCACACACCUGGAUAUUAAGGGUCUGACCCCAGCGUCCUGCAAUGUUCAUUCUCAUGACUGAGUGCUGCAUCUACAUGCUUCACUACAGUAUAAGCAAAGCAAGCUGAUUCUAGUUUGAAUUGUGGGCAGCAUCUAAUACUCAACAGAAAAAGAAAAAACCCAGGGGUAUUAUAUUCUUGCCCUGACAGGUGCACAGAUAAAUGAACUGCUGUUAUUAAUAAUGUCAUGCCUCUGCCACUAUGAGACUGUGGUGGAGACUCCGCGUUAACUGGUUGCCCAUCUGUGCAUCCGUCCGCCUGUCCAAGAUCUCAGGGUAAAUUCAAUGCAUAGAGCAGCAAAUGAUCUGAUUGAUCGAAACAAAGUCAAGGUCACUCCAAAGUCACGUCGAUACAGAGACACUUAUUAGUAAUUAGUCACUCUUUCAACCGGGAAAGUUUGUGAACUCUAGUAAAAUAAAUAAUAAAAAAAGCAACAGCUGUGUGGGAUGUGGCAGCCUAGUGGUUAAAGUGUUGGACUAUUGAUCGAACCCCAAAUCCAUCGAGCUGCCCUGAUCAAGGCCUCAUUUGUAUAAAAAUGAGAUAAAAUGUAAGCUGCUCUGGAUAAACGAGCCUAAUAGAAAAUGGCAAGGUGUUUGAUAAUCAGCCUCUUCUCUGGGCUGAAGGUCACUGUUACCAUAGAAACAGACAUAAAUAAGAAUAAGGAUGGCAACCUCAAAAUUUAUUUGAAGGGUUUUAUGUUAAAAGAAAGAUGAUAUAUCAUAAGAUGGUAUAUAAAAUAAAUGAUAAU